Loxodonta africana (African savanna elephant) is the source of this 4416-nucleotide messenger RNA. RefSeq names its product tudor domain containing 9 (gene TDRD9). The record is from RefSeq and is a predicted model, not a curated record. The coding region runs from base 1 to 3915 and encodes 1304 amino acids. The transcript has 35 exons. Gene Ontology annotation, cellular component: intracellular anatomical structure. Gene Ontology annotation, molecular function: helicase activity; RNA binding; ATP binding. NCBI's taxonomy places the organism in Eukaryota, Metazoa, Chordata, Mammalia, Proboscidea, Elephantidae.
AUGGAGUAUAUUAACAAAUACAGACAGCUGGAAGCACAAGAAUUUGACAUGUGUGGCAGUGCUCAUCCAAACAGCAGACCAGGUUCCAGGCCACCAUCGGCUAAAUUAAGCAAUGUGACCUGCAUACCAGAGACAGCUUAUAAAUACCCUGAUUUGCCUAUAAAUCGAUGUAAGGAAGAGGUUAUUUCUUUGAUAGAAAGUAAUUCUGUGGUAAUUAUCCACGGUGCCACGGGCAGUGGUAAAAGCACUCAGCUCCCACAGUAUAUCUUGGAUCACAACAUCCAACGUUCCACCUACUGCAACAUUGUGGUUACACAGCCCCGGAAAAUCGGGGCCAGCAGCAUUGCCAGGUGGAUCAGUAAAGAGCGCUCCUGGACUCUGGGUGGCUUGGUGGGCUACCAGGUAGGGUUAGAGAAAAUAGCAACAGAAGACACCAAGUUAAUUUAUAUGACAACCGGAGUCCUGCUUCAGAAGAUAGUUAGUGCCAAGAGUUUGAUGGAGUUCACACAUGUCUUCAUUGAUGAAGUGCAUGAGCGAACUGAAGAAAUGGAUUUCUUGCUGUUGGUAGUCCGCAAACUUUUAAGAACAAAUUCACGUUUUGUGAAGGUAAUCUUGAUGUCAGCCACCAUUAACUGUAAAGAGUUUGCAGACUACUUUGCGGUUCCUGUUCAGAACCAGAUGAACCCUGCUCACAUCUUUGAGGUGGAAGGCAAGCCCUAUUCGAUUGAAGAAUAUUACCUCAAUGACCUGGUGCACAUCCACCACAGCAAGCUUUCUCCUCAUCUCCUGGAGGAACCAGUGAUAACAAAAGAUAUAUAUAAAGUUGCCAUCUCCUUAAUUCAGAUGUUUGAUGACUUGGAUAUGAAAGAGAGCGGGAACACGACCUGGUCAGGGGCCCACAUUGUGGCGGAACGGAGCAGUGUGCUAGUGUUUUUGCCAGGUCUGGGUGAAAUAAACUACAUGCAUGAACUUCUCACAAACAUGGUUCACAAAAGAUUACAGGUCUAUCCACUUCAUUCAAGUGUGACUUUAGAGGAGCAGAAUAAUGUAUUUUUAAGUCCAGUCCCUGGGUACAGAAAGAUUAUUCUGUCCACCAACAUUGCAGAGAGUUCCUUAACAGUCCCACACGUCAAAUACGUUAUAGAUUUCUGUCUGACCAGAACUCUGGUUUGUGAUGAAGAUACGAAUUACCAGAGUCUACGGCUGAGUUGGGCCUCUAAGACCAGCUGUGAUCAGAGGAAAGGCCGUGCCGGGCGAGUGUCUAAGGGGCACUGCUACAGGCUGGUGCACAAGGACUUCUGGGACAGCUCCAUCCCUGACCACGUCAUCCCCGAGAUGCUGCGAUGUCCGUUAGGAAGCACAAUAUUGAAAGUGAAAUUACUUGACAUGGGUGAGCCAAGAGCUUUGUUGGCGACUGCCCUCUCUCCACCGAGUCUGAGUGAUAUUGAACGUACCAUCCUUCUCUUGAAGGAGGUCGGAGCACUGGCGGUCAGUGGUCAGAGAGAGGACGAGAACCCCCACGAUGGUGAGCUGACCUUCCUGGGAAGAGUCUUAGCCCAGCUUCCUGUUAAUCAACAACUUGGUAAACUCAUCGUCCUUGGGCAUGUGUUUGGCUGUCUAGAUGAGUGUCUCAUCAUAGCGGCUGCGCUUUCUCUGAAGAAUUUUUUCGCGAUGCCUUUUAGACAGCAUCUUGAUGGAUAUAGGAACAAAGUGAAUUUCUCUGGUGAUAGUAAAAGUGACUGCAUUGCACUCGUUGAGGCAUUUAAAGCUUGGCAGGCCUGCAGGCAGAGAGGAGAGCUGCGGCACCCCAAGGAUGAACUUGACUGGGGACGGUUAAAUUACAUUCAGAUCAAGAGAAUCAGAGAGGUGGCUGAACUGUAUGAAGAACUGAAGACUCGGAUCUCACAGUUCAACAUGUAUGUGGGCUCCCAGCGGCCCGCUGUGGACCACGAGUACAUAUAUAAGCAGCGGUUCAUCCUCCAGGUUGUAUUGGCAGGUGCUUUUUAUCCAAAUUAUUUUACUUUUGGGCAGCCGGAUGAGGAAAUGGCCGUGAGGGAGUUGGCUGGCAAUGACCCGAAGACAACAGUUGUGUUGAAGCACAUCCCCCCCUAUGGAUUCCUCUACUACAAACAGCUGCAGUCUCUCUUCAGACAGUGUGGUCAAGUAAAAUCCAUUGUGUUUGAUGGUGCCAAAGCCUUUGUGGAGUUUUCUCGUAAUCCAACAGAGAGAUUUAAAACUCUGCCUGCAGUAUACAUGGCGAUGAAGAUGUCUCAGCUCAAGGUCCCGCUCGAACUCAGUGUUCACACUGCAGACGAGAUUGAAGGGAAGGUGCGAGGAGGGGCCGUGCAGAAGCUCAGGAAUGCGAGGGUGAACGUGGACUUCCAGAAGCAGACAAUGGAUCCCAUCCAAGUCUCAUUUAACACCCUGGACAAGUCGCGGUCAGUCACAGAGCUCCUCCUGACUGUUGAUGUCACAGAGGUGGUUGAAGUGGGACACUUCUGGGGAUAUAGGAUUGAUGAAAAAAACUCAGAGGUUCUGAAAAAGCUUACUGCCGAAAUAAACCAGCUGAAGUUGGUGCCCUUGGCCGUUCAUCCCCACCCAGAUCUGGUCUGCCUGGCACCUUUUGCCGACUUCGAUAAAGAAAGCUACUUUAGAGCACAAAUCCUGUAUGUUUCUGGAAAUUUUGCUGAGGUGUUCUUUGUGGAUUAUGGCAACCGGACCCAGGUGGACCUGGAUCUUCUAAUGGAGAUCCCCUGUCAGUUUCUUGAACUUCCGUUUCAGGCCUUGGAGUUCAAGAUCUGCCAAAUGCGGCCCUCCGCCCAGUCCCUGGUGUGUGGCGAGCGCUGGAGCUGUGGGGCCAGCCGGCGCUUCGCCUCCCUGGUGCGGGGCUGCGCGCUCCUCGUGAAGGUCUUCUCCGUGGUGCACAGCGUCCUGCACGUGGACGUCUACCUGUCCUCGGGGGUCCAGGAUGCUGUCAACGUGAGGGACGUCCUCAUCCAGGAGGGCUACGCCGAGCUCACGGAGGAGUCCUACCAGUCCAAGCAAAGCCAUGAAGUUCUCAAAGGUCUCUUUUCGAAAUCAGUACAAGAUAGUUCUCUGACAGAUGCGUCUGUGCCAUCCCCCGUGAAAGAUGACGAGAAACAUCUGAUUCGGAUUCUCUUAGAGAGCUUCUCUUCUAACAGACUGGGUACCCCAGACUGUAAGGCGAUACUUCAUGGACCUUUUAACCCUUAUGAACUAAAGUGUCACAGUUUGACCAGAAUAUCCAAAUUCAGAUGCGUUUGGAUUGACAAGGAGAGCAUCAACUCUGUCAUCAUCAGCGAUGCCCCUGAAGACCUUCACCAGAGAAUGUUGGUUGCAGCUUCUCUUUCAGUCAAUGCAACCGGGUCCACCAUGCUGCUGAGAGAGACCUCUCUGAUGCCACAUAUCCCGGGCCUGCCGGCACUCCUUAGCAUGCUGUUUGCACCAGUGAUGGAGCUAAGGGUAGAUCGGGAUGGAAAAUGCUAUACUGGAGUCCUCUGUGGUUUGGGGUGGAACCCAACUACAGGGACCCCUAUCCUGCCAGAGCACGACAUUGAGCUGGCAUUCGAUGUUCAGUUCAGCGUGGAGGAUAUCAUGGAGAUUAAUAUUCUCAGGGCAGCUAUUAACAAGCUAGUAUGUGAUGGACCUAAUGGAUCUAAGUAUCUUGGGCCAGAAAGAAUCGCUCAGUUACAGGACAACGCUCGUCAGAAACUUUUAGGCUUGUUCUGUCAGUUGAAGCCAAGAGAGAGAAUUGUCCCUAAGUGGCAUGAAAAGCCGUAUGAAUGGAAUCAGGUUGACCCAAAGCUGGUGAUGGAGCAAGCCGACCGGGAGGGCAGCAGAGGGAAGAACACUUUUCUCUACCAGCUCCAUAAGCUGAUCCUGCUGAGCACCUGAGCAGUCAGCAGACGGCGUCCAGAACUCACUUCAUGGAGCAGGGGAGAGGGGGAGUGAAAGGCUGGGUCCCAGACCAACCUCUCUGUACCCAGGAUUACACUGCUUCAUGUAGCCGUCUACACCUGGCCCCUGCCCAAUGCGGGGGACCGUGGGGUUCUGUUCAGGUGGGAAGGAUGGAAGAGGCCAGGCUUUUCCGAAAACAGAAAAUCACGGUAUUAAAUAUUUUGGAAAAAGUGGUUUUGAGGGAAGACCUUGUUGGAAAAAGAGCUAUAUUUUACUUUAAGUUUAUUAAGGUAAAUAUCAGUAGCCAGUAUUACACGUAUGGUUCCCAGAUGCGCCUGCGUGUUCUAUUCUAUUAUAAUCAUUUCAGCCUUGGGGCCCAAGAGCCAGGACACCCAGUUCACCACAAGGGGAGAACUUUGUUUUUUAAAACCAUGUGGCAUUUCCUAAUAUUUUUUUUUCCCCUCUGAGGGAAAAUACCUACUUUUGGUAAAACUAACU